CAAACUAAACGGAAAAAAACAACAUGGACCAAGAAACAGGCAGAACUACGAGAUCCCGACGUGGAGCUGCAAAGUCACCAGCAAAAACGACGCCGCCCAGGGCCACGCGAUCAACUAGAGGGCGAGCAUCAAAAGAAGAGCCUCCAGUCGAACAAGUUGAAGAAAUUGAACAAAUGGACACCGAUCAAAGCGAAGAUCCUACCAUCGAGGCGAACAAAGUGCUCGAACAGCUGCAAAAUCUUUCCGGCAACUAUGAUGAAGAUGAUUUACUAAAUUCUGAUGGGGAUCAACCCACAGGACUCUUGAAUAACACAUCAAAAGCGUUGCCCGACAGCGUUGAGGAAAACAGUGGCACAUUCCCCUUUGCCUCAGAAGAAAUUGACACAUUGCCACAGGACUCUGUGGGAUCCGAACCAAUUACAACUACAACAAAUGACAACGAUUUUGUCGCAAGUUUAGCGGUCGAGGACAACGCCAACAGUUUGCCGUCGGAGAAUUUGAACGAAAUUCACGACACAAGCAGCAGCGACAACGCAUUGGCCGAAGACAUUGCGAACGGUGGAGAUAGCAAUGCCACGGAAACAAAAGCCGAUCCCGACGCAGAAAUGGUUUCCGAAGACGAAUUGCCUCCAGCACCGGAAAAAAUCAUCGUAAAAGACGCCGACGAAGUUUCUGACGAAGAGUUGCCAGGUCCAAAGCUGGCGGAAUUGCCUGCAGACACGGAAGUUGUAUCGGAAGACGAACUCAAAAUGACUGACACGCCAAAAAGAAAGCACGAGGAUGGCGAUAAUGGACACGAUAGCCCAAAAGCGGUCGAGAAAAAAGCCAAAUUAGACUCGACUGACGGGAAAAUGAGCGAAGAAAAGAAAAAGCUACCGGAUCUCGAUAAAUAUUGGAAAGCUGUGAACGAUGACUCCACAGACUUUACAGCGUGGACUUAUUUGCUGCAAUAUGUCGAUCAUGAGAACGAUAUUGAAGCAGCUCGCGAGGCAUAUGAUGCUUUCCUAGCACACUACUGUUACUGUUAUGGGUACUGGCGCAAAUACGCAGACUACGAAAAGCGCAAGGGAAACAAGAAAAAGUGUGAAGAGGUUUUUGAGCGUGGAUUGAAGGCAAUUCCAUUAUCCGUGGAUUUGUGGAUCCAUUAUUUGUCGUAUUGCAAGGAGACGCAAGCAGAUAAUGAAGAGUUUAUUCGAUCGCAAUUUGAACGUGCUUUGUCGGCAUGUGGCUUGGAGUUCCGCUCGGAUAAGUUGUGGGAAGCAUACAUCAGAUGGGAGACCGAAGCCAAGCGUUUGAAAAAUGUCGUCGGGAUCUAUGAUCGAUUGUUGGCGACACCAACGCAAGGUUACACUACACAUUUUGACAAUUUCCAGGAUCUUGUCAACCAGAAUCAAGUCUUGAACCUUAUCUCAGUUAAGGAAUUCAAGAAAAUCCGCGAAGAUGUUCGUGCAAAAGAGGACAAAGUCGAACAAAGUGACGACGUGCCCCCCGGAGAAGAUGAACCCGAUGAUCAUUACCGUAGCGAAGAAGAACUUCAAUCGAUCAAAAACAAGAUCAUAUCCAUUCGCAAGAAGAUUCACAAGGCCAAUGUUUCCGCCGUAUCUGCACGUUGGUCUUACGAAGAGGGCAUCAAACGUCCGUAUUUCCACGUAAAACCCCUCGAACGCAUUCAACUGAAAAAUUGGAAAGAAUAUCUUGACUUCGAGAUCGAACAAGGCAACCAAACCCGUAUUCUCGUGCUGUUCGAACGCUGUCUCAUCGCAUGCGCUUUAUACGAUGAAUUUUGGUUGAAGCUCAUUCGUUACUUGGAAUCGCAAACGGACGAAAAUGCCGUUGCCCGGACACGUGACGCCUACGAACGAGCAUGUACUAUCCAUCAUCCGGACAAGCCAUCGUUGCAUCUCAUGUGGGCCGGCUUCGAGGAGGCACAAGGCAACAUUAAUAAAGCGGCGGAAAUCUUGAGCACACUCGAUAACAAAAUCCCAAACAUUCUCCAAGUGGCAUACAAGCGAAUCAAUGUCGAACGACGCCGAGGUGACUUGGAUAAAUGUGUUCAGUUGUACGAAAACUACAUCAAUAAUGCGAAAAACAAAAGUUUAGCGGCCAAUUUGGCAAUCAAGUAUGCUCGUUUCCUCAACAAAAUCAAGAAAGACAUUGAACAAGCGAUUAAAAUGCUGAAAGGCGUCAUGGAAAAAGAUCCCUCAAACACGAGAGUAGCACUGCAGCUCAUUGAUUUACUCUUGCAACGCGAUUCCGUCGACGAAAAGGAAGUUGUUCAAGUUAUGGAUGUCUUUGUGGCACGCGAAAGUAUCGAACCGGAGCAACGAGUAUUGUUUGCGCAACGAAAAGUCGAAUUUCUUGAAGAUUUCGGAAAAGAUUGCAAGACAUUGCAGGAAGCUCAGAAACAAUUGCAAGCGGCACUUACAAAAGCGAAUGAGGGAAAAAAGAAAUCAGACGAAUCACGUCAAAAGUCAAAGGAUUCGAAUCCACCAUUGCCAGCUGGAUCGGGAUCAACAUAUGCUAGCAACACCCAGGGAUAUAACUAUGGCACGCAGCAACAAGCAUAUUACGGCAACGAUCCAAAUUAUCAGUAUGGCUAUGCUCAGUGGAAUCAACAGUACAGCCAGUCCUACUACGGCGGAUAUUCAGGGUACAAUUACGGUUAUUAAGCCUU
Molecule: messenger RNA, 2674 nt
Organism: Culicoides brevitarsis
Lineage: Eukaryota; Metazoa; Arthropoda; Insecta; Diptera; Ceratopogonidae
Gene: Prp39
Product: pre-mRNA-processing factor 39
Exons: 7
Coding region: 24-2669 (881 amino acids)
Biological process (GO): mRNA 5'-splice site recognition; RNA processing
Cellular component (GO): nucleus; U1 snRNP; U2-type prespliceosome
Molecular function (GO): pre-mRNA 5'-splice site binding; protein binding
Source: RefSeq, a predicted model, not a curated record